AUGUACAAGACAUUUGAUUUGAUCGCCAUUGCAUUCUUUGUUUUCGGAUUGACACUUCUCCGUACUCUCUGGUACCGUCGCGAUCAAAAGCUUAGACGUCCCCCGUCUCCCCCGUCCCUACCGUUUGUUGGGAAUCUCUUUUCAAUGCCCUCUGGCACGGAGCACAUUGCGUAUAUGAAGUUAGGGAAACAGCUCAAGAGUGAUAUUAUUUAUCUGAAGAUGCUGGGCCACAGCACGAUCGUACUAAACUCGUCUCAAGCUGCAUACGACCUAUUCGAGAAGCGAUCCGCAAAAUAUUCAGAUCGUGCAAAUUCUCCUAUGGUUAGAGAUCCCACACUACUCAACUGGCCUGGACACCCUGGACUUGUGGGAUACAACGAUUUAUGGCGCUCACACCGACGAAUGCUGAACAAUUGGCUCAACGUACGCGCCGCUGUCCAGUUUCACGAAUCACAUGAACGGCAGGCUCGCGUGUUGCUCGGUCGACUGUUGAAUAUUUCAAAUCGUGAUGAUCCGUUUGAGGAAACGGAGAACGAUUUCUUCCUUGCAAUGGCAUCUGCAAUAUUUCGGUCGGCGUAUGGGUAUCAACUUCAAGGUAUCAACGAUCCUUUUUUCCAAGGAGCAAAGGAGGCGAUCGAGCAUUUGUUUAGUGCUCACAUGUAUACUAACUUUUGGGUUAAUAUAUUUCCGGCGCUCUCUUACGUUCCAGACUGGUUUCCAGGGGCGGGUUGGAAGCGCACUGCUCGAGAGUGGAGAGAACAAAAGGAUUGGAUAUUAAACAGUACACUAAAAUGGACUAAGGAUCAAGUUGCCUCCGGUUCAGCCGAACCUUCGAUUCUUGGCGCCUUGUUGGACCAUAAAAUUACUUCAAAAUGGACACAAGAGGAUAGGGAUUAUCGACUGAAGGAGCUUGGAAUGGUCUUAUACUCGGGUGGCACUGAUACUUCGUCAAACGUUUUAGUCAAGUUUGUUGCUGCCAUGGUAUUAAAUCCGCAUGUACAAGCAAAAGCCCAACAGGAGAUCGACGCAGUACUUGGCCCCAUGAAACUCCCAAAAGUUGAAGAUGAAGAGCGCUUGCCCUAUGUACGCAACCUCAUUCUGGAGACCUUACGGUGGCAUCCUGUGCUUCCAACUGCUGUUCCUCAUGUGUGUUAUGAAGACGAUGUCUACCGAAAUUAUGAUAUUCCAAAAGGCACCGUCCUGAUAGGAAAUAUAUGGGCCAUGAGUCGCGAUGAAAGUAUAUACAAGGAUCCAGAGGUAUUCAACCCUGAUCGAUUCCUGGAUCCAAACGUACCUCCAUUGCCCGGGUUUGGAUGGGGCAGACGCAAGUGUCCCGGAUCGUACUAUGCACAGGCCGCGGUGUUCGUUUCUAUUACUUCUCUCCUUGCCAUGUUCACUUUCGAGAAGAAGCGUGAUUCGAAUGGACAGGAAAUUAUACCGAAUAUCGAGGAUAGGUCCAACUCUAUGACACUUGGUCUGAAACCAUUCGAUUUCAAGUUCUCCCCUCGGUCCGAACAACACCGACAAUUUGUUGAGGGUUUAGUCCCUGUUCCUAAGUGA
This is a messenger RNA of Rhizoctonia solani, 1560 nucleotides long. RefSeq names its product cytochrome P450 family protein. The transcript has 13 exons. The record is from RefSeq and is a predicted model, not a curated record. The coding region runs from base 1 to 1560 and encodes 519 amino acids. Gene Ontology annotation, molecular function: iron ion binding; heme binding; oxidoreductase activity, acting on paired donors, with incorporation or reduction of molecular oxygen. NCBI's taxonomy places the organism in Eukaryota, Fungi, Basidiomycota, Agaricomycetes, Cantharellales, Ceratobasidiaceae.